GUAACAUUAGCCAAAGCGACCAACACGUUUCCAGCACACACAAAAAAAGAAGCAUAGCCUCAAAAGCUCUUAAAGACAAGGACUUAUCCACCAUAACUUUCACAGAUUUUUCAAGGAAUAAUCUUCUCUACAAAUACCUCUCCUAUACCAAGCAACCUCAUCACAAUAACAACACUUUGUUAAUUUCUGGUAUCGAUCUCAAAACAAGAAAUUAUGGACAACUACUACAACAACAGCUCCUAUGGUGGUCAAGGGAAACAACAUCGUCCCGGCCAGAACCAUUCGAAUAGCGAGCUUUUCUCCUCUGCUAAGGUGUUGUCGGAAGCAGCACAGUCCGUUUACAACCAUGAACCUGGCAAGAUGGACAAGGCCAAGGUUGCAGUUGCCGCAUCUAAUAUCUUAGGUGCAGCCGGUGUUGAUGAGAGUAAGGGCUUUGGCAAGUACGUUGACAAAACCGCUGUUUAUCUUAAUAAACACGACUCUUCCUAUGGUAACACCGGAGGAAAAACUGGUCAUUCUGGUGGUGGAUUCGGUGGAAGUGGUGGUUAUGGAAAUAAAGUUACUGAACAUUCAGAGAGUGGCUAUGGACGUUAUGGUGGUGGUUAUAAUAGGAAUAAUGAAAGUGGGUAUGGAAGUGGACGUUAUGGUGGCAGUGGUGGUUAUGGGAAUAAUAAUGAGAGUAGAUAUGGAGGUGAACGCUACGGGGCUAGUGGUGGUUAUGGGAAUAUUAACGACGGUGGUUAUGGAGGUUAUGGAAAUAAUAAUGAGAGUGGUUAUGGAGUUAGACGUUCGGGUUAUGGUGCUGCUGAUAACCGUUAUGAGAGUGGAUAUGGUGACGGAGUACGAUCAAGCGGUGGUUAUGGAGAACAAAACUAUUCUGGUGGAGGCUAUGGAUAUGGAGGGAACUCUGGUGGUGGAUAUGGUGAAGAACGUUCUGGAAGAGGGUACGGUAGGGAUGGUGGCGAUAGUCGCUCCGGUGGUGGAUACGGCUAUGUUUAUUAGGUCAAAACUAAAGAUGGAUCAAGGGUUUUUGUGAAACCACUUUCACUGAAUUAAACAUAGAUAAUUAUAAUCACUUAAAUAAGGGACAGUCCAUAAAUACUUUUAUUAUAUACUAUUGCUGUGUUAUAAAGUGUGAAAACACAACUUCGUUGUGUACGAUGUUGUUUCUAAGUAUAAUUUAGCUUUAGUAAUUUGUGUAGUUACUUUGUAGUAUGUACUAAUGUAUUCAACCAGACAAUAUCUAUGUAUUCGUCUCGGAGUGAAAUAAUAGACUAUUUAUAAUAUUACUCUA
Lathyrus oleraceus (garden pea) is the source of this 1294-nucleotide messenger RNA. RefSeq names its product stress protein DDR48. The record is from RefSeq and is a predicted model, not a curated record. The transcript has a single exon. Lineage: Eukaryota; Viridiplantae; Streptophyta; Magnoliopsida; Fabales; Fabaceae. Bases 214 to 1002 code for a protein of 262 amino acids. Gene Ontology annotation, biological process: regulation of abscisic acid biosynthetic process; response to heat.